AAAAGUUGUUUAGCUGUGAUACAGUUCGGUUAAUAAAGCAUUCCGCUGGCCAAUAAACCGAAACCAAUAACAAAAAAAAAAACAAAACUAUUUUCCUAACACAUAAUUAUAAAAUCAAGUAAAAAUAAGUCCACCGGCACAAAAAAGACGCAAAACAAUGGCCACAACCGGUAAACGAGAAAAGAUAGGCAUUGUCGGAAGUGGCUUGAUUGGCCGUUCCUGGUCUAUGCUUUUCGCCUCGGUGGGCUAUCAGGUGAUGUUGUAUGACAUUCAACCCGAACAGGUGGCAAAUGCUUUGCGCGAGACCCAAAAAGAACUGAACUCUUUGGAAGCCAAAGGUCUGCUAAGGGGUAAACUAAAGGCCAGUGAACAAUUUGCCUGCAUGUCGGGCACAAAUGAUUUGAAGGAAUUGGUAAAGGGUGCAAUUUUUAUACAAGAAUGCAUUCCUGAACGUCUGGAUAUGAAAACCAAUUUGUACAAACAACUUGAUGCCGUCGUUGAGGAUCACACAAUUUUGUCCAGUUCUACAUCGACAUUUUUGCCUUCGUUGUUUAGCAAAGAUUUGAAACAUCAAUCAAAUGUGGUGGUAUCGCAUCCCGUAAAUCCUCCCUAUUAUGUGCCAUUGGUUGAAAUCGUGCCAGCACCAUGGACCAAACCCGAAGUGGUGACCAAGACCAGGGCUCUCAUGGAAGAGAUUGGCCAAAAGCCUGUUACACUGUCACGUGAAAUUGAAGGUUUCGCCCUGAAUCGCAUCCAGUAUGCCAUUCUCAACGAAUGCUGGCGUCUCGUUGAGGCGGGCAUUGUCAAUGUCCGGGAUGUGGACAGUGUUAUGUCGGAUGGUCUGGGUAUGCGUUAUGCCUUUUUGGGUCCACUUGAAACUGCCCAUUUGAAUGCCGAGGGUAUGCGUAACUAUUAUGAGCGUUAUACCAACACCAUUUAUGCUGUGAGUCAAACCAUGGGACCCACACCGAAAAUGGAGGGACCCACUGCGGAAGUUGUGGCCGACCAGUUGGAGGAAAUGGUACCCUUGGAUAAAUUGGUUGAACGCCGUCAAUAUCGUGAUAAUUGUUUGACACAAUUGAGUAUUUUGAAAAAUAAAUUGAACAAGUGAUUCCUGUAAAUAUAUUAAUAUUUAAUUUCAUUAAAUGAAAUGUCUUAGAUUUUUUAUAAAAUAAAUAUUAUUUGUAGAUUUUAAAACUA
Messenger RNA from Musca domestica (house fly), 1200 nucleotides. RefSeq names its product lambda-crystallin homolog (gene Had1). The coding region runs from base 158 to 1111 and encodes 317 amino acids. Gene Ontology annotation, molecular function: NAD+ binding; oxidoreductase activity, acting on the CH-OH group of donors, NAD or NADP as acceptor. NCBI's taxonomy places the organism in Eukaryota, Metazoa, Arthropoda, Insecta, Diptera, Muscidae. The transcript is spliced from 4 exons. Gene Ontology annotation, biological process: fatty acid metabolic process. The record is from RefSeq and is a predicted model, not a curated record.